Molecule: messenger RNA, 429 nt
Organism: Lathyrus sativus (Indian pea)
Lineage: Eukaryota; Viridiplantae; Streptophyta; Magnoliopsida; Fabales; Fabaceae
Source: the annotation of a GenBank genome assembly
AUGGAAUUAAAGUUGGACAUGGCCAAGGCAUACGAUAGGUUGGAGUGGCCCUUCAUCAGAGAAGUUCUUUCCUCGAUGGGUUUUCCCCCUCAGUUUAUGAAUCUUGUCAUGCGGUGUGUUACGACUGUUUCUUACAGGAUAUUAGUGAAUGGGCAACCUAGUUCUUCCUUCCAACCAGAGAGAGGGAUCCGCCAAGGGGACCCUCUUUCUCCGUACCUGUGCAUCCUCUGUGCUAAUAUUCUUUCAGGGUUACUAAAGGUGGAGGUCCCAAACAAAGGAAUCCAUGGGGUCCAGGUGGCCAGGUCUGCACCAGUUAUUUUGCAUUUAUCUUUUGAUGAUGAUAGCUUGCUGUUUGCCAGGGCCAAUGCCAAAGAGGCUGACUGUCUUUUGGGCGUUCUCAGGAAGUACCAAGCUGUUUCCGGACAAUAG